Messenger RNA from Parastagonospora nodorum SN15, 2142 nucleotides. RefSeq lists its product as hypothetical. The record is from RefSeq and is a predicted model, not a curated record. Gene Ontology annotation, biological process: protein quality control for misfolded or incompletely synthesized proteins; carbohydrate metabolic process; protein deglycosylation. Gene Ontology annotation, cellular component: cytosol; nucleus. Gene Ontology annotation, molecular function: peptide-N4-(N-acetyl-beta-glucosaminyl)asparagine amidase activity; carbohydrate binding. The coding region runs from base 1 to 2142 and encodes 713 amino acids. The transcript is spliced from 4 exons. NCBI's taxonomy places the organism in Eukaryota, Fungi, Ascomycota, Dothideomycetes, Pleosporales, Phaeosphaeriaceae.
AUGGCUAAAGCUGUCGCAGAUGUGGACGGAGCGAAUACGGGAGGCUUCUCGACGGACAACUCCAACAUUACUGGAUUUUCUGCGCUUCACGAUUCUGGUACUGGUGGAAACCCAAGUCUAGGCAACUUUCCCAUAUUUCCGCAGCUCUGCUCAAGCGAGGACAUCAAUACCUGCAAGUUUCCAAUCGCAGCACGAGCGACACAGUACAAGAACGACUCCAUCAAAGCAAAGCCAGGCUACUUUGGUGUCACGCUCGUCAAUGGCAUUCAAGCUGACAUGGCUGUCUCGGAACACGCGGCGCUGUUUCGGUUCAAUUUUACGGAGGCAUCAGCCGGUAAUAUCAGUGUAGAUCCAAUGAUCAUGCUCGAUCCUUACGGAUCUUUGGAAGAUGGAGGCACGACCGGGAGUAUGAGAGGCAAUGGCACAUUUCUACCCAGUUUCGGUGCUGGGUCGUAUGGUGCUUACUUCUGUCUUCAUACAUCAGGUGGUAAGAUCAAAGAUUCGGGAGUGUGGGUGAAUGAUCGCGCUGGGUCGGAGCCGAAAGAGCUUUUUGUGACGCGCGGCUUCAACCUGUUCUAUCUACAAGCCGGCGGCUAUCUUCGAUUCCAAGGACCAGUAUCAGGACCCAUUCUAGCACGUAUGGGACUAAGUUUUAUCAGCACGGAGCAAGCUUGCCAGAACGCUGAGCGAGAGAUACCUGGACCGGAAUUUGACUUCGACGGCCUGGUCACUGCAGCUGAGCAGGCAUGGCAUAAGAAAUUUACACCGAUUUCCAUCGAGGCAAAGGGCAUUAAUGAUAGUAUACAGACCAGCUUCUGGAGUGCUGUUUACAGGACCAUGAUUUCUCCACAAGACUACACUGGAGAAAAUCCGCAUUGGCAGAGCGACGUGCCAUACUACGAUUCCUGGUAUUGUAUUUGGGAUAUGUGGAGGGUCCAACUUCCGUUUUUAACUGUUCUCGACCCUGCAGUGAUGUCGAAAAUGGCGACGAGUUUGCUCGACACGUACAAGCACCGUGGCUGGUUACCAGACUGCAUGAUGAGCACCUGCAAAGGCUGGACACAGGGCGGGUCCAACGCAGACAAUGUCCUAGUCGAUGCAUACGUCAAGAACCUCACAGGUAUCGACUGGAAUCUCGCAUACGAAGCGAUUGUCAAUGACGCGGAGAACGAGCCUUUGGAGUGGAACAAGGAAGGCCGUGGGGGCUUGACCAGCUGGAAGAGGCUCAAUUAUAUUCCGUCUUCGGACUUCGAUCCUAUCGGCUUUGGCACAAACUCGCGAAGCAUCUCCCGAACUCUGGAGUACAGUUACAACGACUUCAAUUUGGCUACUCUUGCAAACGGCAUAGGAAAGAAUACCUCAUCAAAGUAUCUCGCGCGAGCUACGAACUGGGAGAACCUGUUCAAAGCAGAUCAAAAGUCAUCCAUCAAUGGUGUGGAUACUAACUUCACGGGCUACUUCCAACCGAAGUAUCUGAACGGUACCUGGGGUUACCAAGAUCCUAUCGACUGUAGUCCACUGACCAGUUUCUGUUCGCUUACGUCCAACCCGAGAGACACUUUCGAAUCCAGUAUUUGGGAGUACCAAUUCUUUGUGCCUCACGAUGUUGGGAAAGUCAUCGAUCUCCUCGGUGGCGACGACACUUUCAUUAAGAGGCUGAACUUCUUCCAUACGUCAGGCCUCGCUGAUAUUGGCAAUGAACCCGUCUUCCUAACGGUUUUCAUGCCUCACUAUGCAGGCCGGCCCGCACUUUCUGCCGAAAGAGUGCAUUAUUGGAACGAUGAUUCUGGCGCCAUGGGUGCCUUUACGAUCUUCAGCAUGCUCGGCCUUUUCCCCAAUCCCGGUCAAAAUGUCUACUUCAUCACCCCACCUUUCUUCGAGAGCUUCAGUAUCACUAGCCCAGUCACUAACAAGACGGCGACGGUCCGCAGUACCAACUUCGACAGCACAUACAAGAAUAUAUACAUUCAGAGUGCUAAGCUCAACGGUGAGACAUACACAAAGAAUUGGAUUGGCCAUGAAUUCUUUACGCAAGGUUGGACGCUGGAGUUGGUACUCGGAGACAAGGAAAGCGAUUGGGGAACGAAGGCUGAAGACAGGCCACCGAGCAUGUCGGAUGCACAAGGCAGUAUGCAGAUGUAA